Molecule: messenger RNA, 2034 nt
Organism: Prunus avium (sweet cherry)
Lineage: Eukaryota; Viridiplantae; Streptophyta; Magnoliopsida; Rosales; Rosaceae
Source: RefSeq, a predicted model, not a curated record
AUGUCUUCUUUGACUGUGUUGACUCUAUAUGACAACAGCUUGAGUGGUGGUCUUCCAGACAAUAUAUGCCAACAUCUUCCUAGUCUUCAAAUCUUGAGUUUGGCUCUCAACCAUUUUGAUGGUCCACUUCCAUCCAAAUUAUGGCAAUGCAAGGAGCUUCUUGAACUUAAUUUGGAGGAAAACAAUUUCAGUGGAAGCAUACCAAAAAAUAUUGGGAACUUAACAAUGAUGAAGAUGAUAUUCCUUGAUAUCAACAAUUUGACAGGCACUAUACCAGACGAGAUCGGUGAUCUUCCAAAUUUAGAGAUGUUGUCAUUGCAAGGUAACAAUCUCAAUGGCCUCAUCCCAUCCUCAAUCUUCAAUAUCUCCACGAUAAGCGAAAUAUCGCUUUCUUUUAAUCAGCUAUCGGGUAGCCUCUCAGCAAACAUGGGCCUUGGGCUUCAAAACCUACAAUACCUUUAUAUAGGAGCAAAUGACCUCAGCGGAGUAAUCCCCAACCUCUCCAAUGCUUCUACGCUCAUCACGAUAGAUAUGAACGAAAACUCAUUCACAGGGUUUCUUCCAAGCACGCUAUGUGCCUUAACAAACCUUCAGUCGCUUAGGUUAAAGAAUAAUAAUUUGACGAUUGAUACUUCGACUCCAGAAGCAAACACUCUCUCUUGUUUGGCUAAUCUUAGAAGUUUGACAAGAUUAUCCUUGCCAGAAAAUCCAUUAAAUGCCAGACUUGAUGAUUCCUUUCGGAAUUGCUCUACAUCGUCGCUUCAAUAUAUUUAUUUAUACAAUUGCAACAUGAGGGGUAACAUUCCCAUUGGUAUUGGAAACUUGAGCAGCUUGAUAGUCUUAACUCUGAGAAACAAUCAAUUGAGUGGAUCAAUUCCAACUUCAUUGAGAAGACUAGGGAAUCUCCAAGGUUUGUUCUUGAAUGAUAACAAGUUGCGAGGGUACAUCCCAUAUCAACUUUGUCAAUUAGAUAACCUAGCUUACUUAAUUUUGAGUAGUAAUCAGCUCUCGGGUUCUAUACCUUCUUGCUUGGGAAAUCUAACCGCAUUUCUAAGAUAUCUAUCAUUGGGGUCCAAUUCGUUGAGUUCCACAAUACCAUCUACUUUUUGGAGACUUGCCUAUAUCUUGUAUGUAGACUUGUCAUCCAAUUAUCUAAUUGGACAUCUCUCACAAGAUAUUGGAAACUUGAAAGUUGUAACACAGAUAGAUUUAUCAAAUAACAAUUUAUCUGGUAUCCUACCAAGCACUAUUGGGGGUCUUCAGGAUUUGGUUAAUCUAUCCCUAGCAAAUAAUAAUUUGGAAGGCCCUAUUCCAAGUUCAUUUGACAGGUUGCUAAGCCUGCAACUCUUGGAUUUGUCCAGAAACAAUCUGUCUGGAGUGAUUCCCAAGUCUUUAGAGGCUCUGUCAUUUCUCAAGUAUAUGGAUGUGUCUUUCAACAGGCUCCAAGGAGAAAUUCCAACGGGUGGACCGUUCCAAAACUUCUCCGCUCAAUCAUUUGUCACAAACAAAGCACUCUGUGGUGCAGCCCGACUUCAGGUUCCACCAUGCAAAAAUGGUACAAUUGAACCAAAUUGGAGGAAAGCUAAAUAUAUCAUCCCAGGGAUCAUAUCAGUAAUUCUCUUUGUGGCCUCUGUAUCUAUCUUUGUACUAUGUAGGAAAAGGAAUGUGGAUGUUGUAGGAGAGGCUACCUCAUUGCCUCAACUUCUUUGGAGAAGAGUUUCACAUCUAGAACUUCUAAGGAGCACAAAUGGAUUUAAUGAAAACAACCUACUUGGAAGUGGGGGUUUUGCUUCAGUAUAUAAAGGGACACUUUCAGAUGGAAUAGAUGUUGCAGUAAAGGUUUUCAAUUUACAGCUAGAAGGGGCUUUCAAGAGUUUUGAUAGGGAAUGUGAAAUGCUAAGCAAUAUUCGUCAUAGAAACCUUAUCAAAAUCGUCAGCUGUUGCAGUGAACUUGAUUUCAAAGCCUUGAUGCUGCAUCUGCACUGGAAUACCUACACCAUGGUUAUUCAAUACCUAUUGUGCACUGUGAUAUGA